This is a messenger RNA of Bubalus bubalis (water buffalo), 735 nucleotides long. RefSeq names its product mitochondrial ribosomal protein L27 (gene MRPL27). NCBI's taxonomy places the organism in Eukaryota, Metazoa, Chordata, Mammalia, Artiodactyla, Bovidae. Gene Ontology annotation, biological process: translation. The transcript is spliced from 4 exons. Bases 96 to 542 code for a protein of 148 amino acids. Gene Ontology annotation, cellular component: mitochondrial large ribosomal subunit; ribosome. Gene Ontology annotation, molecular function: structural constituent of ribosome. The record is from RefSeq and is a predicted model, not a curated record.
UCGCGCCACUCUUUCGUCUGCCACGCAGGACCCGGAAAUAGAUCUCCCCGUAGCGGAAGCAGAACUCUAACACCGGAAGCGGGAGUACGUAAAACAUGGCGUUGGCCGUGCUAGCGCGGAGGACCGGGACUCCUGUUACAGCCCUGCUGAGCCCUCCUCAGGCUGCAGCUCUUGCUGUCAGAUAUGCAUCCAAGAAGACAGGUGGCAGCUCCAAGAACCUUGGUGGAAAGUCUCCAGGCAAACGCUUUGGGAUCAAGAAAAUGGAGGGUCACUAUGUUCAUGCUGGAAACAUCCUUGUGACUCAGCGCCACUUCCGCUGGCACCCAGGUGCCCAUGUGGGGCUGGGAAAGAACAAAUGCCUGUAUGCCCUGGAGGAGGGGGUAGUCCGCUACACUAAGGAGGUCUAUGUGCCCAGUCCCAGCAACUCGGAGGCUGUGGAUCUGGUCACCAGGCUGCCGGAGGGGGCUGUGCUCUACAAGACUUUUGUCCACGUGGUUCCUGCCAAGCCUGAGGGCACCUUCAAGCUGGUAGCUAUGCUUUGACUUCCUGUUUGAGGCCUUUGGAGCCCAGGUGACAGGAGAGGAUGGUACCAGACGUCAUCAAGAGUUGGAGUGAUGACAAGGUCUCCCAGUGAAGAGGUCUGCUUGGUGGUGACUGCAGGAGACUCUGAAAUGACUGGUGGAAGCCCUUUGGAAGACCUGAUUUGGGGCCAACAAUAAAGUUAGCUAGAGUCGA